This is a messenger RNA of Dichotomopilus funicola, 1566 nucleotides long. RefSeq lists its product as uncharacterized. The record is from RefSeq and is a predicted model, not a curated record. Lineage: Eukaryota; Fungi; Ascomycota; Sordariomycetes; Sordariales; Chaetomiaceae. The transcript is spliced from 2 exons. The coding region runs from base 1 to 1566 and encodes 521 amino acids.
AUGCCCCGCAACGGGCCUCGCAAGGCAGGCAAGCCCAGAACGCAAAUCGACUACAGCGCCUUGGAAAUCGAAGAGGACCAGUACCAGACCGCCCCCGAGUGCAAACAAGCCAUCGUCCUCUCCGACUGGGUCCGCAAAUGGACCCUCGCCAAAUACAUCCUCCUCGGCAUCCUAGGGAUCGGCCUGCUUGCCGCCGCCUUCUUCUUAGCCGUCGCCCUAGCCCUCAUCAUCCGCGCCGUCACCACCGACAACACCGGCUUCGACUCCUCCCACCCGGACUUUGCCCUCUACAAAAACACCCGCUUCAAAGCAUGCUCCUCUUCCACCGGCAGCCCCGACACAACGCUACUAACCGAACCAGAAUGCGCCAUCAUCCGCGCCAACCUCACAGCCUCGUCCGGCUCCGACUUUGGCUACCUCGACCGCGACCUGAUCUCUUCCUUACCUGCCAGCAGCAGCAGCAGCAGCAGUAACACCAACACCACAAAACACACCUGGUGCGCCCUCGCCACCUGCCUCUCCACCUUCACCGUCCUCCCCUCCACCCCACUCCCAGCAGCCACCAUCCUCCCCCACCUCCUCUGCUGGUGGACAGUCAUGGCCACCUCCGCCGGCGCGCUCUGGUCUGCAAGCCGCAUUUUACUCUCCGCCUUCCAGACCACACCUGGUAGUAACAGCAGCAAACCCUGCCGCGGCCGCCGCGACAUGAGUAUCCUCGACUGGCUCUUCCUCGCCUACGACCUGCUCGGUCCCAUUCUCCUCUGGUGGGUAUCCUUUGGGCUAUUCGCGUCUUCCCCGGCACAGUCGGCUACGGUAGCUAUUACGGCGUGGGUAGCGGCUUGGAAGUUGGGGGCGGUCAUGCGGUAUCAUCCGUAUUCGUGCCUGUUGGGGCAACUAGGGGAGGGAGCGAAGAAGUGGGUGCCGAGGGGGUUUCAGGGAAUGGCGUUGUUGCAGUGGGCUGGGGGGGUGUAUGUGAUGGUGGUGUAUUUGGGGGAGUUUGGGGGGAAGGGGGAUGGGUUGAGGGGGUAUGAGUGUGUGAGUGAGGAGGUGGGGAAGGUGUUAGGACAGGGCCAGGCGAAUCCCGUCGGCGAGUGUUCGGCGGAGGAAUUGUGCGGGCGGGAAGGGUUUUUCCGGAAUAGGGAGUAUAGGGCUGCUGAGAUGUUUACUGCCGAUGGGCGGUUUGCGUUGAUUGCGUAUUUUUGGAUCUGGACGCUGAUGGCUGUGUUGCCGUUUGUGUUUUUGCUGAUCGGCUGGCUGGGUAAUAAGUUGGUUGGGGACUCGGCAGAGAAGGUGAAGGAGGAUGCGCGGUACUUGUGGAAGGUGUUUAACCCGGGGCCGAGCUUUUAUCUGGCGUUUGCGUCGUUCAUCAGCAUCUUUUUUAGUGUCUCGUACGCGAUUCAUGCGGUACAGACGUGGAAUGAUGCUAGCGGGUACAGGGAGGGCGUGGUGAUCUUUCAUGAGGGGUGUCAGGCGCUGCAUGUGCAGUUGAGUCCGUGGAGGGACUUUCUGGACCUGAGCGACUAUGCGAGAGCGUAUCGGAUUGUCAAGAUGAUAUUUGUUGCUUGA